AUGCACGCAAGAAAGGGAUUGGGCGCCCAGGCUGUGGUGACCCCAAUUGGGCGAGCAAGCCAGGUACGCAAGUGUAUGGGCUUGCCUCGGGGCGCCGCUAACGUGCAAGCUAGGCGCAUUGGAGCAUACGCUGUGGAGAGGCUAGCAAGCCAGGUGAGCGAGGCUACUGAGGCGAUGAUUCCUGUUAGGAGAGCAGGCUGUGCACCUUGGCAGUCUUGUCAAAUAGGAGUUUAUGGAGAGCCCUCGCGCAAGAGCUGGGUACUAAGGAUGUCGAGACUGAGAUAG
Messenger RNA from Ilex paraguariensis (yerba mate), 285 nucleotides. Lineage: Eukaryota; Viridiplantae; Streptophyta; Magnoliopsida; Aquifoliales; Aquifoliaceae. The record is from the annotation of a GenBank genome assembly.